UUGUGGUUUCGCAUCAACAACUUUCUGGGCAAUUGUGUUCUCUCUCUAAAGACUUUUUCUCUCUCUAGAUUUUGUAAGCUUUCAGCGAUGGAGAUGGAACGCGUUACCGAGUUUCCGUUGACUCAUCACCUGGACCGGCGGCCAAGAAAGAGGGCGCGUCUGGGCUGGGAUGUCCUUCCUGUUGAACCGCCUAAGGCUCAGCUAGGAUUGUUUUGUGGACAAGAGGUUGGGAAUGUGACAAGCUACGCACCUUCAAGGCAACUCACAGACCUUACUUGCACACCCUUUAUUAAGGGAGUGACUCAAAAUGGUUCUCCCCCUUGGAGAGAAGAUGACAAAGAUGGCCAUUUUGUUUUUGAGCUGGGAGAAAAUUUAACAUCACGCUAUAAAAUUCACAGUAAGAUGGGUGAAGGUACUUUCGGUCAGGUCUUAGAAUGCUGGGAUCGUGAGAGGAAAGAAAUGGUGGCUAUUAAAAUUGUUAGGGGCAUGAAGAAGUAUCGUGAUGCUGCAAUGAUUGAGGUUGAAAUGCUUCAACAGCUUGGUAAACAUGACAAAGGGGGCAAUCGUUGUGUACAAAUACGGAACUGGUUUGACUAUCGUAAUCAUAUCUGUAUUGUCUUUGAGAAGCUUGGACCAAGCUUAUACGAUUUCCUUCGGAAAAACAAUUACCGCUCAUUUCCCAUUGAUCUUGUCCGUGAGAUUGGAAGACAACUGUUGGAAUGUAUAGCAUUUAUGCAUGAUUUGCGCCUGAUCCAUACUGACUUGAAGCCUGAGAACAUUCUUCUCAACUCCUCAGAAUAUGUAAAGGUUCCUGACUACAAGGUUUCUUCAAGGUCACCAAAAGAUGGUUCUUACUAUAAAAGAAUUCCAAAAUCAAGUGCUAUAAAGGUAAUAGAUUUUGGUAGCACGACUUACGAUCGUCAGAAUCAGACGUAUAUAGUAUCAACUCGUCAUUACCGUGCACCCGAAGUUAUUCUAGGGCUUGGAUGGUCAUACCCAUGUGAUAUAUGGAGUGUUGGGUGUAUCCUAGUGGAGCUAUGUUCGGGAGAAGCAUUGUUUCAAACACAUGAGAAUUUAGAACACCUUGCUAUGAUGGAGAAGGUAUUGGGUCCCCUGCCUCAGCACAUGCUGAAAAGAGUGGAUCGGCAAGCUGAAAAGUAUGUUAGAAGAGGGCGUUUAGACUGGCCCGAAGGAGCAACAUCUCGUGACAGUAUCAAAGCUGUGUUAAAGUUGGCCCGCCUUCAGAACAUUAUCAUGCAGCAUGUGGAUCAUUCUGCUGGAGAUCUUAUUAAUCUAUUGCAAGGACUUCUUAGGUAUGAUCCUUCAGAAAGAUUGACUGCUCGUGAAGCCUUGCGGCAUCCAUUCUUCACCCGUGAUCAUCUUAGGAGGUAGAAGAUUUUCCCUUUGCAUGAUGGUAGCUCCAAACAUGAAUGCUAUUGCUGUGUGAGGCUUGAAGUAGAGCAUGCUCUGUUGGUUCAGCUCAGUCUACACAAUCUCGCAAUGUAAAGAGCUCCAAAUUUACUGGGUUCUUACGGGGUUUUGUAUACUAGUCAUGGUGAUGGUGGAAGUCAUGCCUGUGUAUAUAAUAUUUAACCCUUGAUUAACUAACAAAAUGUAAUUAGAUUUGAGCAUUGCUUCUAAUUUCAGCUGUUGUGAGAGCACCGCUUGCUAAAAGUUAUUGAUUUUUUCUUCUUCUAUGCAAUCUGUUUGCUCUUUAAA
This is a messenger RNA of Nicotiana tabacum (common tobacco), 1719 nucleotides long. RefSeq names its product serine/threonine-protein kinase AFC2. Gene Ontology annotation, cellular component: nucleus. Gene Ontology annotation, molecular function: protein serine/threonine kinase activity; ATP binding. The record is from RefSeq and is a predicted model, not a curated record. Gene Ontology annotation, biological process: protein phosphorylation. NCBI's taxonomy places the organism in Eukaryota, Viridiplantae, Streptophyta, Magnoliopsida, Solanales, Solanaceae.